Gaeumannomyces tritici R3-111a-1 is the source of this 222-nucleotide messenger RNA. RefSeq lists its product as hypothetical. The transcript is spliced from 2 exons. The record is from RefSeq and is a predicted model, not a curated record. NCBI's taxonomy places the organism in Eukaryota, Fungi, Ascomycota, Sordariomycetes, Magnaporthales, Magnaporthaceae. The coding region runs from base 1 to 222 and encodes 73 amino acids.
AUGUUGCACGAAUUGUCGGCAGCACCCAGCCCGGACCUCGACCCGACCCUGCAUGUUGGGGUAGAGUACAGAGUAGAGUACAGAGUAGGGGUACAGAGGUACAGAGCAUACCCAAGACGCGCACGGCUAGCACCAAUUUUAGCUAUUGUGCUAGGUAAGUGCCCUGUGAGCGCUGCGCGAGGCCUGGAGCCUGGGCCUCAGCAAAUCGCCAUCUGUCGAUGA